CCUACAUCACUUGCUUGUUCCUUUACGCCGUUGUUCGUGUGCGAUAGAGCUUCUCCUUGGCUCGCAACAUUGGCUCGAUGUGGUUUCCUUUGCGUAGGCACACAGCCUCAAUUCUCUUCGAUCAGCCCAAAAUGCAUCGACCGGUACAUAUCUACACCAUGAAGUCCUCUACUGAGCAUCUUGUUCAGUCACCCAUCUUCCUCUACCUCUGUUCAUUCGGUAUGCUUGGUGAGACCUCGACAUGAUCAAAGCCUACAGAUACAUAUCACAGAAGAAAGGCCCCAAGGCUUCAGCUUCGGAUCAACCUUGUGCCCAUCGCUCGCAAGGGUAUCAACUCGAGUCCACGCACGAUGAAGACUCCGGGUCUGGCGAAAGGCCCUUGAGUGGCUCGACAAAAGGGCUUUACCCUGUUAUAGAUGGUGAGAAAUGCAGUGUGUGCAAGGAGCAGAAGCAUAAUGCGCGAGUGUACCGGGCUAAGCUCAUCGCUGGUCUCGCUUUGCCGUUCAUUUUAUCCACGUUGGAUUUGACUAUCGUUGCUACCGCGACGUCGUCUAUUGCGUCUCAUUUCAAUCAAUUUGACGAAUUGAACUGGAUUGUCACGGCAUUUAGUCUGACUUCAACCACCUUCAUCCCUAUCUUCGGUCAGCUCGCUGAUGUGUUCGGGCGUCAUCCUGUACUGCAGACGGCGUUAUUCUUCAUGCUCAUUGGGAGUGUCCUGUGUGCUGCUUCACAGACCUGGGGUAUGCUGCUGUUGGGUAGGGCUUUGCAGGGGGUCGGCUCUGCCGGCCUGAGCAAUCUCAUUAUGAUUAUCCUUGCGGAUAAGGUGUCGUUGAAGGAGAAUGCAAGGAAUAAAUCUUUGUUCACUUUGGUUGGAGGAGUGGGAUAUGCCGUGGGGCCGAUUGUCGGAGGGUAUCUUACCGAUACCAAUUGGCGAUACUGCUUCGUUGUGCCUAUACCGAUCGCUGUUCUUAGCCACAUUUUGAUCUUCGUGCUGCUGCGAAACGACCUUGUUGAAGGGACCAUGUUCAGGAAAGGCUCGAGAUGGUCUUCUGUACUCCCGGCCCUUGCCACCGUCGACAUUGGCGGGUCGAUCCUCUUCAUCUUCGGUGUUGGCCUCAUUAUUCUGGCCGCUACAUGGGGUGGUGCCACAUACUCCUGGUCGUCGAGCCAAGUUCUGGGACCAUUGAUCGUCGGAGCAAUCUGCUUCAUUGCGUUCUUUGUGUAUGAGUACCUGCUCGAGCCGGGCAGAAUAUUUGCGCGCAUGUUCCCGAAGCAUGUGGCGACGCUGCCAUACAGUCUGUUUGAACGGAGGGACACAAUCUGGCUUGCCAUAUUGAACUUUUCCACUGGGGCAGCGUCGUACUCCAUCUUCUACUUUAUCAGCAUCUACUACACCUUAGUAGCAGGGUAUUCCACCUCCAAGGCAGGCCUUGACUUGCUAUACUACAUUCCCGGAUUAGGAGGAGGUGUCUACCUCGCAGUAUACAUGUGCAACGCUUUCCCACGACAAACCUUCUUCCCCCUCAACUUCGGAGCAGUCCUCAGCACCGUCGGCCUAGCUAUGGUGGCCUACGCUGUCAGCGCACAGAACACCAGCCUCUUGUGCGGAAUGAUGGUCGUCACCGGUGCGGGCGUCGGCCUCCGUCUGAUGCCAGCAUCGCUUCAUACCGUGGGCGUCUGGCCAGAGAGGAUCGCAUCAGCACUGUCCUUGAUGCAGGUUGCGCUUCCUUUCGGGGGCACUCUCGGCCUGACCAUCAUGACCAGCGUGUUCAACAACAAGUUCGGCAACUCCGCUGUGAUGAAGGGUCUGGACGGUGCAGAUAGCACCUUGAAUGUACACGACACCAACUCGCUAUCUUUUCUCGACGAUCUACCUGCGACGGUGCAAGAAAGCGUCCGGAUUGCCGGGAAAGAUGCCAUCAUGUGGGCGUUCAUCUCGAUCCUGCCCAUUAUUGGAGUGAGUCUUGUCACAUCAAUGAUCAUGGGGAACGUGUGGGUGAAUGUCAAGGCGAAGAGCAACAGUGAAGACCCGGUCGAGGCAGAAGAGGGACGCAGCGAAGUCAUCUACGUCCCUUAUCUGUGGGCUCUCGCAAAGGGAACCAUAACUACCCACAAACGCAUCAACAAGCCCAUCUCCAGCAACACAUAGCACCUCCACCUCCACCUCCACCUCCCCUCUCUUAUCUCCCCCCAGCACAAUACCCAGUAUAGAAUAGCAUAGAACAUCACACGAUAGAAUAAUCCAGCAU
Molecule: messenger RNA, 2249 nt
Organism: Aspergillus ibericus CBS 121593
Lineage: Eukaryota; Fungi; Ascomycota; Eurotiomycetes; Eurotiales; Aspergillaceae
Gene: mfs56
Product: putative MFS multidrug transporter
Exons: 8
Coding region: 242-2149 (635 amino acids)
Biological process (GO): basic amino acid transport; transmembrane transport
Cellular component (GO): fungal-type vacuole membrane
Molecular function (GO): basic amino acid transmembrane transporter activity
Source: RefSeq, a predicted model, not a curated record